UCGGACACCUUGCCUCUUUCAUUGUCCAUGGUAGAAGAAGACGAGGGAGAUCACAUCAGUACGGCUAAGGGCAUCGAAACAUAUCUUCUACACCACCUAAAACAGCAGCAGGAAAACAUCAAACAACUACAAUUUUUGCACCACCAAGUACAAGACUUUCAGCAAGAGAACGGCUCGGAAAUACAAGAAUUGACAACUGUAUCACUCGAUCUACGAUCUGUUUACUCGCAACUAGAAGUUUGUGAGUCAGUGUUAUACACUAGAAUAAGCGAAUACGUGUGCCACGGGUGUCGAUCAGUGAUUGAAGGAACCAACGUAGUGCCCAUAAGGGGGGAUGACGUAUCUAUCAAACACAGGAAAAUAUUGUUAGCCUCAGUUCCUCGUAACCGAUUUACGGGCUCACUUAUAAAUACCACCCACCUGGCACAGCAGCAGUUUAAUAGCAGCCCGUCAAACGCACACGCACGGAAGAGCGUGCAGAUGAUCGACAACUGCGAGGGGUACCCGCAUACGUCUACUACAAGCUCGAACGCAAACACACGCGACGUCAGUGGCACGACGCAGUACGAAAUCAACAGCGCCAACGGCUACAGCCGCAAUACCAUACAAAACAACCUUCCUUUCAACGAACAGCCCAGGACACGCCGGAAUAUUGUCAGACCUUUAUUGAUGAGUAAUUCCACCGACUAUCCUCACGCCAAGCGCCUGUCACUAAGCGGGGUGCCCGUGACACCCGACAGUCUGUAUGACUACGACAUCGACGAGUUAGACGACGAUGAAGACGACGGAGACUUUGUUGUGGACGACUCUAGGAAUGUCAGCAGACGCCCUUGUAGCAGCAAUGUGAGUAUCGGUCCGAAUGGGUUUGCACCGCCACCUCCAUCGCAGGUGCAGAUGACUCGACACAUGACCAUGAAAGCGAACCAGAAAAAGCGGAAGAGCAAAAUGGCGCACAUGAACGACAGCGGUGGUAUGGGGGGACCGGGGCUGGGUACGUUUGGAAAUGGUAGUGGGAAUAAUAAUGUGAAUGUGGGUGCCUCUGAGAAUGUGAUGCGCAUGAAUACGCAGUCGGCACAGCUUGCCCAAGCUCAGGCCCAGGCGCAAACGAAAGCGCACCUCCAGUCACAGCAACAAGCACAGCAGCAACAGUUACAACAGCAUCAGCAGCUGCUGCAGCAGCAGCAGCAAAUGCACGCCCAACAACAGCACCAGCUACAACAACACCAGCAACAGCUGCAGCAGCAGCAGCAACUGCACGCCCAACAACACCAGUACCCCCCCAAAGCACAGCCACGCCAACAACAACACCAGCACACACAACAACAACACCAGCACACACAACAACAACAACACCAUCAGCAACAGCAACAACACCUACAGCAGCGUCAGCACCAGCAGCCGCAUGUGCCACUCGUUCGCGGUGGGCAAGGCCAGGGAGGCAUGGCGCCUGAUCAGGGCUAUGCCGGGGGUUCUGCGGAUAUACAAUUGAACACGCACAGCCAUAACAAUACACCUAAGCGGGUAGACGGCCGCAAUAUAGCAGCUUCAGGAGGUAUGGCCGGCGGUGCGCGUGUUGAAGGCUAUGAUCCGUAUGGCAAGCUGAUGUAUGGAAGUGGGUGCCAUGAACCAGGGUGUACGGGACAUGGCAAUGGUAAACACUGCGAUCCUAGAGGGAACCGAACAGAGGUGUGUUUGUACUUAUCUGCACGAAUGUUAACGACUUUAUGA
Sphaeroforma arctica JP610 is the source of this 1728-nucleotide messenger RNA. RefSeq lists its product as hypothetical. The record is from RefSeq and is a predicted model, not a curated record. The annotation marks the transcript as partial. Lineage: Eukaryota; Ichthyosporea; Ichthyophonida. The transcript has a single exon.